This is a messenger RNA of Hibiscus syriacus, 3951 nucleotides long. Its product is annotated as histidine kinase 4-like. Gene Ontology annotation, biological process: phosphorylation; phosphorelay signal transduction system. Bases 535 to 3552 code for a protein of 1005 amino acids. The record is from RefSeq and is a predicted model, not a curated record. NCBI's taxonomy places the organism in Eukaryota, Viridiplantae, Streptophyta, Magnoliopsida, Malvales, Malvaceae. The transcript is spliced from 11 exons. Gene Ontology annotation, molecular function: phosphorelay sensor kinase activity.
UUUCUUUCUCCAAAGAUCUCACUUUCCUUCUCUCUUUUUUUCCUUUUUCCUUUAUUUGUGGCCUUUGCUUUGUUGUGAUUUGCUGGGAGGUUUGUAGCUGGUCAAUCUGCAGAGCUUGAUUUUAAUAUACAAGAAAAACAGUGAACGUGCUCUUCUUAAUUUGUCUUUGUUGUCUUAAACUACAACACCACCUCCACGCUUGGAAGUUAACAUGAUUAGCGUUGUUGUUUCUCUGUGAAGUUCCAUUAUUUUAUAUAGCAAACGGGGAAAAACCAACCAUUUUAGAGGGAGAUAAUGAGAUAUCUUUGGAGUUUGAGCCAUGUUUGUCUCUGAGAAUUGAAAAGUUUUCUCUAUUUUCUUUGGAGUUUUAGCUUAGCAAGUACCAUUUUUGUUUCUGUUUCAGAAGAGAAAAGAGAGGGUAUUUGUUGAAAUCACCAUUGCUUCAAAGAAAGUUGCCUUAUGUGGUAUAUGCAUGUGUGCUUAGGAUUUAUUGGGGCUUAGAUAUGAAGCUGGGAUAGUAUUGUGAAUUUGUUGAUGGGUCGAAAGUUGCAACAGAGCCAGCACCAGCACCACUCGGUGGCUGUGAAAGUGAAUGAACAAAUGGGGACCAAAAGAGGGUACACAUUUAUUCAGUCUAACAGGGCUUGGUUACCAAAAUUUCUAUUGCUUUGGGUCAUGGUGAUGGCUUUUAUCAGCACUUGGAUCUACAAAAAGAUGGAUGCCGACAACAAAGUGAGGAGGAAAGAAGUACUGAGCAGCAUGUGUGAUCAAAGGGCAAGGAUGUUGCAGGAUCAAUUCUGUGUUAGUGUUAACACUGUUCAUGCCUUGGCCAUUCUUGUAUCCACUUUUCUUUACUUCAAGAAUCCAUCUGCUAUUGACCGGGAGACCUUUGCAGAGUACACUGCAAGAACUGCUUUCGAGAGGCCAUUGCUUAGUGGGGUGGCCUAUGCAGAAAGGGUGGUACAUUCAGAGAGGGAGGAAUUUGAGAGGCAGCAUGGCUGGACAAUUAAGACAAUGGAGAGGGAACCUUCUCCUAUCCGAGAGGAAUACGCUCCGGUGAUAUUCUCUCAAGAAACUGUUUCGUACAUCGAAUCACUUGACAUGAUGUCAGGGGAGGAGGAUCAAGAAAACAUCUUGAGGUCAAGGGCUACUGGGAAAGCUGUCCUAACUAGCCCUUUUAGGCUACUUGGUUCUCAUCAUCUUGGUGUUGUGUUGACAUUCCCUGUGUAUAAAUUCAUGCUCCCAACGAGACCAACUGCGGAAGAGCGCAUUGAAGCCACUGCAGGAUACCUUGGUGGAGCCUUUGAUGUGGAAUCUCUUGUGGAGAAUCUACUUGGACAACUUGCUGGAAAUCAGGCAAUUCUAGUCAAUGUGUACGAUAUUACCAACUCUUCGGAUCCCUUGAUCAUGUAUGGUCACCAAAAUCAAGAUGGUGACUUGGCUUUGGUCCAUCAAAGCAAGCUUGAUUUUGGUGAUCCGUUUCGGAAGCAUCAAAUGAUAUGCAGAUAUCAUCAGAAGGCACCCACAUCUUGGACCGCCCUGACCACGGCAUUCUUAUUCUUUGUAAUCUGCUUAUUAGUUGGCUACAUUUUAUACGGUGCGGCAAUUCACAUUGUUGAAGUUGAGGAUGAUUUCCACGAAAUGCAAGAACUAAAAGUUCGAGCAGAAGCUGCUGAUGUUGCCAAAUCACAGUUUCUGGCAACAGUUUCUCAUGAAAUUCGGACUCCCAUGAAUGGUAUUCUUGGGAUGCUUGCGUUGCUUUUAGAUACGGAUUUAAGUUCAACACAAAGAGAUUAUGCUCAGACUGCUCAAGUUUGUGGCAAGGCACUUAUAACAUUGAUAAAUGAGGUGCUUGACCGGGCAAAAAUUGAGGCCGGGAAGUUGGAGCUAGAAACUGUCCCUUUCAAUCUUCGUUCUAUCUUCGAUGAUGUUCUUUCUUUGUUUUCCGAGAAGUCUAGAAACAAAGGUGUCGAGCUGGCAGUCUUCAUUUCUGAUAAAGUACCAGAACUGAUUAUCGGGGACCCAGGGAGGUUCAGACAGAUAAUAACAAAUCUAGUCGGGAACUCUGUUAAAUUCACAGAGCGGGGACACAUAUUUGUUAAAGUUCUCCUAGCUGAAAAUGAGAAGCCCGUGACAGAGGUGAAAUCCGAAAAUUAUUUGAACGGAGGGCCAGAUGAAGGUGUACUGAUAUCAGGUGCACGCCAUUUCAAAACCUUGAGUGGCUACGAAGCAGCUGAUGAGCAGAACAGUUGGGAUCACUUCAAUCAUUUAGUCAUGGAAGAAGAGUCGCGAUAUGAUGCCUCGAUAAACAUGGAAGUUGCCGACAAAGCUUCUCGGGGUGUCACUUUGAUGGUAUCUGUGGAGGAUACUGGCAUUGGAAUCCCUUUAAUCGCACAGGACCGAGUUUUCAUGCCAUUCAUGCAGGCAGAUAGUUCAACUUCGAGAAAUUACGGUGGAACUGGUAUAGGCUUGAGCAUUACCAAGUGUUUGGUCGAGCUAAUGGGCGGUCACAUAGGCUUCAUUAGUCGGCCACAAGUUGGAAGCACAUUCUCAUUCACCACCCAUUUUGAGAGUUGUAAAAAAGCUUCAUAUAAUGAUACGAAAAAACCUGUUUCCGAAGAUCUUCCUUCCGGUUUUACGGGAUUGAAAGCAAUAGUAGUCGACGGAAAACCGGUAAGAGCUGCUGUAACCAGAUAUCACUUGAAGAGACUUGGUAUUCUGGUUGAAUUUGCAAAUAGUGUCAAGAUUGCUGCUUCUGCAUCCAGACAAAAUGGUUCUUCUUGCGGAAGUAAAAUCCGGCCGGAUAUAAUUCUUGUUGAGAAGGAUUUAUGGCUUUCCGGAGAGGAUGGUGGAUCGAGCUUACAAAUGUUCGAUGGGAAACAAAAUGGGCAUGUAUUUAAGUUGCCUAAGGUGAUUCUACUUGCAACAAAUAUUACAAGCGCAGAACUCGAGAAAGCAAAGGCGGCCGGUUUUGCAGAUACCGUGAUUAUGAAACCGAUGAGGGCAAGUAUGGUGGCUGCUUGUCUUCAACAAGCGUUGGGGAUAGGGAAGAAGAGGCAGCCUGGAAAACUCAUGUUGAAUGGAUCUCCGGUCAUUCAGGGUCUACUCUGCGGCAAAAAAAUAUUAGUCGUGGAUGACAAUAUGGUUAAUCGUCGAGUUGCUGCUGGUGCAUUGAAGAAGUUUGGAGCUGCUGUAGAAUGUGCUGAAAGUGGAAAAGCUGCACUGAAAUUGCUUCAGCUUCCACACUGUUUCGAUGCAUGCUUCAUGGACAUUCAGAUGCCAGAAAUGGAUGGGUUUGAGGCAACUCGUCGAAUUCGAAUGAUGGAGAGUCAGGCGAACGAACGGAUGCACGGAUGCAUCAAAGAAGAUUCUGCCAGCAGGGGAGAGUGGCAUGUCCCGAUAUUAGCCAUGACAGCUGAUGUUAUUCAUGCCACCUCCGAUGAGUGCCUGAAAUGCGGGAUGGACGGAUACGUCUCCAAGCCCUUCGAGGAAGAAAAUCUCUACCAGGCUGUUGCAAAGUUCUUCAAAUCCAACCCCAUUUCAGUCUCGUAGCUACAACUUAGCCCUAUUCGGAAACACAGAGAAAACAAAAGUGGCGAAAGAUAUGCAGGUUGGACUUUUUCCAGCAAUUUUCCCCUAUCCUAUGGCUGCAUUUUGGUUUCUGCAAACGAGAAACAGUCCAUGGUUAUGGUUGUUGACUGCAUCGAAAGCAUGUCCCGACUACCGAUUCUAACCAAAUCGAGUUUAACUUGAUUGGAAUUUGAGUACUUGUAUACUACCACAGGGACUCCAUGCCCAUCUGUUUAUAUAGAUCAUUACAAGGGGAUGGAUUCAAAGGUGUAAAUCUGAUUUCCUCGAAAGACUUAACAAGCUUUCAUCUGCAAAGUGGUUUUUAUGCCUAUAUAUAUAUAUGUGUCUUAUUUUUUUGUAAAGACUUUGAUGUUUAGUUUU